AUGAAAUACGUUGUUGUUUCCGGUGGUGUUAUAUCAGGUAUUGGUAAAGGUGUUUUAGCAUCUUCAACAGGUUUACUUUUUAAAACUUUAGGUUUAAGAGUUACUUCAAUUAAAAUUGAUCCUUAUAUGAAUAUUGAUGCUGGUACAAUGUCCCCAUUAGAACAUGGUGAAUGUUUUGUUUUAAAUGAUGGUGGUGAAGUUGAUUUAGAUUUAGGUAAUUAUGAAAGAUAUUUAAAUAUUACUUUGACAAAAAAUCAUAAUAUUACAACUGGUAAAAUUUAUUCUAAUGUUAUAGAAAAGGAAAGAAAUGGUGAUUAUUUAGGUAAAACGGUUCAAGUUGUUCCUCAUAUUACAAAUGCAAUACAAGAUUGGAUUGAAAAAGUUUCAAAAAUUCCAGUUGAUGAAAGUGGUAAAGAACCACAAGUUUGUAUUAUUGAAUUAGGUGGUACUGUUGGUGAUAUUGAAAGUGCUCCAUUUGUUGAAGCAUUAAGACAAUUUCAAUUUAGAGUUGGAAGUGAAAAUUUUGCGUUAAUUCAUGUUUCAUUAGUUCCUGUUAUACAUGGAGAACAAAAGACAAAACCUACACAAGCUGCAAUAAAAGAUUUAAGAAGUCUUGGACUAACUCCUGAUAUGAUUGCAUGUAGAUGUCAAGAAGAAUUACAUCAUCAAACAAUUGAAAAAAUUGGAAUGUUUUGUCAUGUUGGUCCCAAUCAAGUUAUUGCAGUUCAUGAUGUAAAUUCAACUUACCAUGUUCCAUUAUUAUUAAAACAACAAAAAAUAAUGAAUUAUUUAACUAAAAAAUUAAGUAUUGGUGAAUUACCAAAGGCAGAUUUAGAGAGUGGUGAAAAAUUAUUAAAUAAAUGGAGACAAUUAACUUCCCAACAUGAUAAAUCAUUUGAAACUGUUACCAUUGCAUUAGUUGGGAAAUAUACUCAUUUACAUGACUCUUAUUUAUCAGUCAUAAAAUCAUUAGAGCAUUCAUCAAUGAAAUGUAACAGAAGAUUAAAAAUUGAAUGGGUUGAAUCAACGAAUCUUGAGGAAGAAAUGAAAACAAAAAAUUUAUCAGAAUAUCAUAAAGCAUGGCAUUAUGUAUGUCAAGCAGAUGGGAUAUUAAUACCUGGUGGAUUUGGAUCAAGAGGUAUUGAAGGUAUGAUUUCAGCUGCAAAAUAUGCAAGAGAAAAUAAUAUACCAUAUUUAGGAGUUUGUUUAGGUUUACAAAUUGCAGUUAUUGAAUUUGUUAGAAAUGUAUUGGGUGUUGAACAUUCAACAUCAAUGGAAUUUGAUAAUUCAAUUAAAGAAGAAGAAGCUUCAAUUGUUUAUAUGCCCGAUGUUGAUCAAAUCAAAUUAGGUGGUACAAUGAGAUUAGGUAUUCAUGAAACUAAAUUUGUUGAAGAUUCAAAUUGGUCAAUUUUGAAAAAAUUAUAUGGAAAUUCAAAUGCUGUAUAUGAAAGACAUAGACAUAGAUAUGAAGUUAAUCCUUUAUUAAUUGAAGAAAUUGAAAAUAAAGGAUUAAAAUUUAUCGGUAAAGAUGAAAGUGGUAAAAGAAUGGAAAUUAUUGAAUUAAAAGAUCAUAAAUUCUUUGUUGGUACUCAAUAUCAUCCUGAAUAUUUAUCAAAAGUAUUGGAUCCAAGUAGACCAUUUUUAGGAUUAAUUGCAGCAUCAGCAGGAAUAUUAGAUGACGUAUUAAACAGAGAUGAUUUAAAUUAUAAAGGUGAAUUUUAA
Messenger RNA from Insectozyma verbasci, 1722 nucleotides. Lineage: Eukaryota; Fungi; Ascomycota; Pichiomycetes; Serinales; Debaryomycetaceae. The record is from the annotation of a GenBank genome assembly.